AUGAAUCCCGCCGGAGCAAAGCUAAUCGACAGGCGGCUUCAUACUGUCCCUGGCAAGCUUCGAGUGGCUGAGCUGUUUUUCGAUGUCCCCUUGAAUUACAGCAAACCCAACGAAGAGCGAAUACGCCUCUUCGCUCGGAGCGUCCGUCGCCCUGCAAUCUUUCCCGACACCGAGGCGAACGAGAAGCCUCUUCCGUGGUUUGUGUAUUUGCAGGGUGGCCCGGGUUUUGGAUGUCGACCACCACAGGAAGUGGGAUUUGUCCCAUUUGUUCUCGACAAGGGGUAUCAGAUUCUGCUCCUCGACCAACGUGGAACUGGCCUAAGCUCCACAAUCACCUCGCAAACUCUUGCCCGCCAAGGUAGCGCAAUCAAACAGGCCGAAUAUCUAAAAAAUUUCCGCGCAGACAAUAUUGUGCGCGAUUGCGAGGCUAUACGUAAAUAUUUGACCGCUACUUAUUCGGAAGAGUAUCAGAAAUGGAGCGUUUUAGGGCAGAGUUUUGGUGGAUUUUGUGCGACCACCUAUUUGUCGCAGUUUCCCGAGGGUUUGCGCGAAGUCUUCUUGACUGGUGGAUUGCCUCCGCUAAUCAACGGACCUGACCCGAUAUAUGAAAAGACAUAUCAAAAGGUGAUAGAACGGAAUGAAGCGUACUAUCAAAAAUUCCCCGAAGAUGCAGAGCGUGUCAAAAGGAUCAUUCAAUAUCUGCAGCAGAACAAGCCUCGUUUGGGAGCUGGUAUGCUCACAGCAGAGAGAUUCCAGCAGAUCGGUAUAACCUUCGGGGUUCAUGGUGGUCUGGAUAGCAUUCAUGAUAUCGUUCUGCGAAUGACUCUUGAACUCGAUCAUUUCGGUUUCCUGACGAGGCCGACACUCUCACUACUUGAGAGCUAUGGAGAGUACGAUAACGCUGUCAUAUACGCUGUCUUGCACGAGCCUAUAUACUGUCAGGGAUUGCGUGCGCAGAAUCCCAAGUUCCGAGUCGAGGGCAGCACCGAACCCGAGAUCUAUUUCACCGGAGAAAUGAUAUACAAAGACAUGUUCGACUCGUACGACGAACUAAGCGAGCUCAAAGAAGUCGCGGACAUUCUCGCAACCACAGAUGACUGGCCCAAGCUCUACGAUGAAGCGCAACUGGCCAAAAACGAGGUCCCAGUGUAUGCAGCUACUUUCGUAGAUGACAUGUACGUUGACUAUAGCUAUGCGACUGAGACAGCCAAGAAAAUCAAGGGCGCAAAGCAGGUCAUUACGAACACCAUGUAUCACAGCGCGUUGCGCGAUAGAGGGGACGAAGUUAUGCAUCAACUGUUUUACUUGAAGGAGGAUACGAUUGAUUAG
Messenger RNA from Talaromyces amestolkiae, 1329 nucleotides. RefSeq lists its product as uncharacterized. Gene Ontology annotation, molecular function: peptidase activity. The transcript has 9 exons. NCBI's taxonomy places the organism in Eukaryota, Fungi, Ascomycota, Eurotiomycetes, Eurotiales, Trichocomaceae. The coding region runs from base 1 to 1329 and encodes 442 amino acids. Gene Ontology annotation, biological process: proteolysis. The record is from RefSeq and is a predicted model, not a curated record.